Micropterus dolomieu (smallmouth bass) is the source of this 7539-nucleotide messenger RNA. Its product is annotated as zinc finger MYM-type protein 4. The transcript is spliced from 29 exons. The record is from RefSeq and is a predicted model, not a curated record. Gene Ontology annotation, molecular function: zinc ion binding. The coding region runs from base 296 to 4942 and encodes 1548 amino acids. NCBI's taxonomy places the organism in Eukaryota, Metazoa, Chordata, Actinopteri, Centrarchiformes, Centrarchidae.
UUUUUUCUUCGUCAUCGUGGACGUCUUUAACGUUAUAUUAAAUGGGCGAUUUAUAUCUACAAUUGUUUAUCUUAAAAGGGAAUAUGUGGAAACAUUAGGGGUUGCCUCUUGCACACAGUUGUUACAACCUAAGUUACCAAGUGUUAGCCGGUUAGCUUGUUUCUUAAGUCUACAGCAUGGUUUACAGCAGCAUCUUUUCAGUUGGUAAUUAACGUUAGCUGCUUGCAUUCAUAACCUAUAACCCUCAGAGGUGGGUGGGUGUUUGGAAGCGCGGCGUCUCCAGCCUAAUUAAAACAUGGCGGAUUCGGAGGAAUUUAGACUUAAACGAUUGAAGCAUGAGGAGCACCUGUCCAGAGUAUUUGAUGAAGUCAUGGGGCUUGGGGACUUUGCUGACUCCUCCAGGGGCUCUGCCAUCUCGUCCAAGAGCGGAGGACAGGACGAGACUAAGGAAGUAGAUGAAACUUCAGGACAAGGGGAACAGCAACCAGUAGAAGAAGAGGAUAGCAACGGCAGCAGACAAGAAGACAAGAUGGAUGAGGGGAUGGGAGAGCCAUCAUUUCCUCGCAUUUCCUCCCCUUCCUCUGACCGAGAAACCUCGUUUACCAUGGGAACCAACAAAGGGGGAGGAGGAGGAAGUGGUGGGGCAGCAUUUGAUGAUGCACUGGAUGGCUUGCCUUCAUUUGGGGCAGAGGAAGAUGAUGAAGACUGGCACUUUGCUCUGCCAAUGGGCACCCUGGAGAAUCUUAAUGUGGAUAAGGCAAACCGAAAAGGAAGCCAACCAGAAGUGGGGAACAGCGUAACUCCAGGUGAUCCCUUUGCUUGUCAGCCCAGAGAGGACGAGGACGAGCAAGAGAGAGAAGGGAGCAGUGGGUCUGCUAACACCUCCCACUCCUCCCAGGACCACACACCUGACAACAGCCGAGAUGGAGGCGUCCUGAACCAGACAGAGGAGACAGAAGACAGUCAGCAGGGAGAGAGGUCAGAGGCGGCUCCAAUGGAGGACAGUAAUCCCCAGAUGUCUCCUACCAUCAAUAUUAAAGAUGAGCCCAUUGAUGAGGGCUACGACGCUGCUUUACUGCCUCAGAGCUCCAUCAGACAGAUCAAAGAGGAGCUGGAGCAUCAGGAGGAAGAGCUAAGGAUCAGCUCUGUCUACUCUGUAGGUGGAGGGAACACCUUUGCACCCCCUACCAUGCCAGCAGCAGUCCCAGCACCUCCUCCGGCAGCCAUUUUGAUCCCAGGUAGAGGCACUGUCCUACAAGCCAUGGCUUCCCUCCCUGUAAGACCACCUGCUCCUAUCCCAAGUUCACUACCAGCUCUGGCACCAGUACCUCCACGCCCACCUCAGCCCCCCAUGCCUGGUAGUGUUCGCUGCAGUGGCUGCUCUAAGGUUCUGCUAAAAGGCCAAACAGCAUUCCAAAGAAAAGGUUCGACACAGCUCUUCUGCUCCACAGUGUGUCUGACUGGCCACCUGCCUCCUGCCAACAAGAACCGAUCCUGUUCCCAGUGCAACAGGGAGAUUCUUCAGCCCAGGGACAUGAUCACGAUUCCAGGAGAGGAGAACAACUAUGUGCACUUUUGUGGCCAGUUCUGUCUGUCUGUCUUCAGACACAAGAAGAAACCUGUUGAGAAGGUUCCUGAUAAAUGGGCUGACAAACGGGUGGAGAGGAAGCCUGAGAAGCCGCCUGAGAAACCAGCUGAGCGACAGCCCGAUAAACCCAUUUGCAGUGUCUGCAGAGUCUCUAAUAGGCUGAUUGAGCAUGAGGUCACCCAUCAAGGUCGUCUGCACAGACUCUGCAGUGAUGCUUGUUUUGUUACGUGGCGAAAGAUGCGGCACUUAGCCAUGAACUGCUGUGAAGGCUGUGGGCUUUACUGUAACAGCAGCUCAGGCUCCUGUCAGACGCUCACAAUUGAAAGAUCGCCGCUCAACUUCUGUGGUCCUACCUGUAUUGGCACCUACAAACAGACCUGCAGGAAGACAGUUGAGUGCGCCUACUGUCACAAAAUAGCGAUAGUGUCCUCCACCAUCAUGGAACGAGACCAAAAGGGCAAAGUUCAGCUUUAUUGUACACCUGCUUGUGUGGAACAGAGUCGACCACCCCGACACACUCUCACCGGUGCUGCAUUCCCCUGCUGCCUUUGCAAGGUGUCAGCUGUUCCUCAGUAUCAUCUGGCCAUGGUGGACGGCACCAUUCGUAACUUCUGCUCCUAUGACUGUGUUUCUAUAUACCGGAAGUCCGGGCAGACCUCUCAGCCAGACCUGCUCAAUGGAACCUCCUCUCUCAGGGACCCCUCCCUCAGAGACGCCCCCAAACCGGGGCCGUCUGCUGGAGCCAGCUCAGUCCCUCCCAUCCCUCAGGACUACCCAUCUUCAGUCCCCUACCCGGGCCACCAUCCCAGUCAUACCUCAGUGCCCCCGUUGGUGCCCUCGCCAUCUGUCCCGGGGCAAGCCCAGGCCAGAGCACUUGCUGUUCAGCCCCUGAAACCAGCGGAGGGUGGGCCUAGCGACACCUCCAAACUGACCUGCCAUCAGUGCAGCAAACACUUUGACAUCAAGCCAGUGCUCUUCAGUCACCAAGGUCGUAUUUCCAUGUUCUGCAGUACAACAUGCUGUGAGCAGUAUAAAACCCAAAAGAAUGUCCUGGCUCUGUGUGAGUGCUGUAAACAGGAGAAAGUGCUCUUUGACACCAUCAGCUACAACCAACAGGACCUGGUCUUCUGCAGUGAAAGCUGUAAGCUGCUCUUCAAACAUGACCUGGCGUCUCGUAACAAGGAUCACCCCUGGCGUCCCUGCACCUACUGCUCCGGCAUCGGCCAGAAAAUGCUGCACAGCCACUACGGAGGCAGGAUGGAGGAGUUCUGUAGACCCCACUGCAUGUCCCAGUACACAGUACUCUACUAUGGGAUGGGUCGGUGUGACAGUUGUAGGAAACAGGGCUACAUGACUGAGAAAUUGCAGUGUUUGGGGUCAGUUCGUAAUUUCUGCAACCUGCCUUGCCUGCUGCAGUACUGCUCCCUGCAUUUUGAGACGAACCAACACACCAGCAGUAACGGUACUGGAACAGCCCCACAAACACCUUAUGCUCCAACCCAGCCUCACCACUCCUCAAAGAUGAAUCCUGUCAUAGCUGAUGUGGUGUCCCUGGCCAGUGGCUCUGCCACUCAGCCCAGUGUGUCAGCAGAUACUGCUCUGACUGGAGCACUUCCCACUUCCAAUGUUGACGGCAAGAACCUAGACCAUGCCAGUACUCAGACUGAUGCCAUGCGAGUGCCUGUGUCCCGUCGACGUCAAAUGAAGAACAAGUCAGUUUUAUGUCGGCCCUUCACUAUGGACCAAGAGACCAUGUGCCAGCUGCCCACACCUUCCACUGAAUCAGCAGCUCCAGCCUCAGCAGGGGAGGAGAAUGUGAAGGUGGUAAUGGUGCCAGUCCCGGUACCGGUCUUCAUUCCGGUGCCUAUGAACAUGUACUCCCAGCACACGCCUGUUCCAAUGCCGAUGCUCUUGCCUGUUCCAGUACCCAUGUUCGUACCACCACAGAACAAGGACGUGAAAGAUGCAUCAGUCCAAUCAGAGCCUUUAGCUGUGAAGGAAGAAAAACAGAAAGAUGGGCCUGUUUUCAGUGCAAACCAGAGCAGCUCUUACAGUGGAGACAUGAAGUCAGAGGUGGUCACUCCCAUAAUCCGUGAAGAUGAGGAGACUCAAAAAGCAGUACAAGCCGAGCUGCCGGUUACUGUAAGUUCAGAGAGGAGCACAGAGUCAACUGCUCUCCAACUUAAUACCCAGCCAGAGGGGAUCGCGACAACAAGCCACCCACCUGCCACCAGCGCAGAGCAUCAACCUCCCUCUUCUCCACUGAUGGACUUGGAGACUGACUUCCCGUCUGAGCCGUUGGAUCAGAAGCCAUCUUCUCUACGGCGAGGGGUGAAGCGACCCAGAGAAGCUUUCUCUGGACGGAAACGGGGUCGAAGGCGAACUGUUUCAGUGGACCGCAGUGCAGUGGUCACUCCUGCCGCCUCCAAACUGAACCACUUGUAUGGGGUUAAAGCCUGGAAGAGCUGGGUCCAACAACGAAACAAACAAUCAAGAGAACUCAAUCCAGUGGAUAUUAAAGAAGACAUCCUUCAGUGUGACUCUACUGAGCUGAGCUUUGCUCUGUCUCGCUUCAUCAGAGAAGUGAGACGGCCCAAUGGAGAAACCUACAGCCCAGACAGCAUCUUCUACCUCUGUCUGGGGCUACAGCAGUAUCUGUUCAUGAAGGGCCGCAUAGAGAACAUCUUUACUGACGAGCUGUACACUCAGUUUGCCACAGAGAUCACUGGGAUGCUGCGGCUCUGGAAACCUAAACUGCUACCUAGUGGUGGUGUUGUGUCCUCCCGUGUUAUGGAGUCCUACCUGUGGGAGUGUAAGCAGCUGGGGGCCUACUCUCCAAUAGUGUUGCUCAACACGCUGCUCUUCUUCUGCACCAAGAACUUCCACUUCACCACACUGGCGCAGCACCAAAGCCUCUCCUUUACCAACUUCACUAGAUGCUCUAAACCCUGCAGCAGAGCCGGCAAAGUCCACUACCUUCGAUUUCAGAGAAGCAGCGCUACCACGCCCCGCCGAGAGGACACGGAGCGAUUAAGAAAAAGGCAGGGAGAAGAGGAGGGAGACAAGGAGAUGCUUGAAAAUGUCACCAACCCUCUACACUGUCCUGUCAGACUCUAUGAGUUCUACCUCUCUAGAUGCCCAGAGUCUGUGAAGAAAACAUCUGACGUGUUUUACCUCCAGCCUGAACAGAAUGUGCACACACACAGUUCCCACUGGUAUACUUCUCAACCAUUAGAGGGCGCCACUCUACAGAGCAUGCUCACGCGCAUCUUGGCCGUCAGGGAGGUUCACCAGGAACAAGAAGCAGCCCAACAUCAGUCCUCAGCCACCGCUGAUAAUCACAGUUUACAGUGAUAUGGAGCUCUGCUUAUUCACACCCUGCUUAUGAUCUUCUCCGCAACAGAAACCUUCUCUGAUGCUGAACAGUCAAUUAAAGCUGCACACCCAUCAGUCAUCACACUGAGGCUGACAGAUCUUUAAAACGGGGAGACAGAACAAAGAGAGACACGGUGAAAGGUCGCUUUGUCACACAUGAGACACAUGACAUUUAAAGAACCUGUGUGGGAUAAUAGUAUCAUUCCUCAGUGGCCAUCCCUUAAUGAGUUUACAAACACACGAUACUCUAAAAUAUGAAAAGGGUGUGUUAAAGUGUACGUUGUUAACACAGUCCUCUUUUCUCAUCGGUGUCACACCAGAGUGAUAUUUAUGCAUUCAUUUAUCACAUGUGGCAGGUUUAUUUCCUACUGGUAAUGUUCCACGCCUUGCCUGUCAGAUGUGCGUUUGAUUUCAGAUACAGACUUCUGCGAUGUUAGACUUGUAUGAGCAGCAAACUGCAUGCGACAGCAGUCGGUGCUGGUGUAGAUGACAAGAGUUUACAUCCACCAGGCAUCGUCAGAUCUGUUCAUUAAGGGGUUUAAAUGUGCUGUUCUAUCGUUGUUGCCCCUCUUUUCAUCAGCACAUUGUUAUAUGAGAGUAUUUACUUAUAAUAGGAGUUUUAAAGGCUAAUACUGGUAUUUAAGGAUGGAAACCUAAGACAUCUUAUGCGUUUAAAUUUCACCAAAACCUAAAACAAUGACAUUGUGAGCAGGAAUAUUAGACAGUGUAGCGUAUUCUCGCACAGCUGCGCAAAACUUGGUAAAAAUGUCACUCAGUUCAAGUGAAGCAUUUCCCACAGACAUGCAGUGUAGUUAUGAUAAAUGAAAGAUUAAAUUUGUAGUUUAACAAACUACAUCCUAUUCAUCACAUUGGAGGUGGAUGACAUUGCCAGGUUUACAUCUGGCAUUUGAUUAAAAGCCAAUAUUUGAUUUAAUGUUUUGUUACUAUACAUCAGUGUUGUCCUGUGUGUAAAAACAGAGACUCACAGUGCCUGUCAUCUUUUGUUGUUUUAUUAUUAUCUAGUUAUGUGAUAUUAUGUUGUUCCCCUUUUAUAUUCAUCCUGUGUGGCCUUACUUCCUUCUUCCCAACCACUUUCCCUUCUCCCUCCCCCUGUAACCUUGUAUGUCCAUAGGGGUUUGCUCAUAUACCAUCACUUACUCCCUCUGGAGGUAAAGUGGAAGAGAAGCUCAUUAGCCACAACCACCUUACUGCAGUGAAUAUAAUCUACGAACCUCUAAACCAUGAAGCUGAGCUUCAUUUACAGACCACCUUGAUUGAUAUUGGAAUACUUUGAAAUACAGCCUCACCAUUUUUAUGAACGAAGUGUUAAAGUUAUUAUUACUACAAUGGGACCUCUGCUCCUUAUAUGCUUUCCUUGUAUGUAUUCCAGUAUCUGUGUCUUUUUCCUUUCCUCAUGCUAACAGUGCCAUUAUCUUCUCCUUUGGGACAUUAUUGACUCUUUUAGUUUUUUUCUCUCUCACCUUCCCUAAUUUGAAAAAAAUGGAAUUGCUGGGCUGCAGACAACUCAAAGUACUAGCACAAUACUUUUCCUAACCCUAACUCUUGAUAUUUCCUGUAUGGUUUAUGUAUGAUAUGGUGACAGUGUGCCUAAGAUAUUUACCACUGUGUCAGCAGUGGUAAUCUGUUUUGUUUCUAUUUGUUCUUGUUAUCUGUAAUAGUCCUUUGAUUAAGAAUAGAAACUUCUUCCUAAAUUGGCAUAUAGAUCCAUACAGUCCAGGUGACUGAAAACAGACACAAUAUGGAAAACACGGUUGGUCUAUAGGGUUGCUGUGAUAAAUCCUUAAAAUCUAAUGCUUAGCCACAGUACAUCACUUUUGAAAUAGGUUUUAAACAUCUGGACAUACUGUACAGAACAGUAAUGCAUACAUGCCCUUUUUACAUCAACGACUGCCAUUUUAUAGGAUUGUGAAACAUGAUUAGGAUUUUUUUUAAUACAAAAAAAUAUGGUUCCGAAUUCUGCUUGUUGACCAAAAAAUGAAAUGUGUAAUACACGUGUUGCUAAGUUGAGAUUUAAUGAAAACAGUACCAUUUGUUCUUUUGUUUUGUGUUAAUAAUGACUCUACUACCCAUAGCACAGUGUGGGGCAGUCAGGGAGCUCGUGCAUUGCCCUCACACUGUAGUAAUGUGUUCAUUGCAACUUGCAUAUAUUUUAUUUUUUCAGCUGUUAUCAUUUUUUGCCAUGGAGGCCUACGGGCCUUUACUUUUCCUUCAUGUUCAUGUUUUCUAUCACAUCUGUGUUACAGUGUAAAUGACUUUAAGCACUACAUAUCAGACCAGCCCAAAUCUGAGGAUCCUCCUUCUUCUUCUUCUUCUUCUUCUUCAUUACACAGUCACAGUGCGGACUGAUUAUAGCCAUUAGCAUUAUCCAGAGAGUUCUGACGCUGCUGCUGGUGCAAAGGAAAUAUUACUGUCUGCAUAGUAUCACUGCUAGUAUAAACAUUAUCACACCCAUCUGAAGAUUGUUAAGAAAGAAAAGGCCCAAAGACAGUAAGAUGUUUUAUUGUCAUGCACAAAAUGCUGUACUGCCAUUAGGUAUUAAAAAUUCAUCUCAUUCA